CUUGAUCUGUCUCCUCUCACUCAGCGCACCCGCAGGAGGCUCUGGAUAAAUGCUGCCCAGCGAGCCUGUGCCAUCAGCAGCGGCUGUGCUGGACUCCGUGUGCGCUCCGUGCGCCUCGGCAAGGAGCGGAGCUUUGUGCGCGGGGAACUCCGCCAGCUCCGCGCCCGCUCUGAGCCCUUGACCCGGCUGCGGCUCGUUCCCUGCUGCUGCUCGCCUUUGCUUCCAUGUUUCCAAAUCAGAGCGGAGCACCGGAAAUAAAUUUAAAAGUUCAGAAAGACAAGAACAACAAGUGACAAAACUGUAAGGAUUUUAUGGCAUAGUUUGUUAUUUCCGUCUCUGAGAUCCUUCCCCUGGCACGGGUUAUCAAUUUGCUCUCGCAUGGGAUCUGCGUGACAGGCUCGGCUUUGUGACAUGUUGUAGCUGCUUGGUUUUUUCUCUAGGGCUGAAUCCUAUUCCCGUUGUCAGUCGGGCUGUCGGGAGGAGCUGUUUGUGUCUUUAACGAGGGGAGAUGCGGAGAGAGGAGGAGGGUCCGCGGUGCUGAGGGUGUGGGGACAAAUUGGAGGGUGGGAGGCGCCGAGUGGAUGCUGCUGGGGAUCCUCCGGUGAGGCUGGAGGAUCGAGGGGGACAGGACAGCUGCAGGUCUGGCUGCCCCUUCCCCUCCCUUACCCUUGGCUUUAGGAGACCAGAAACCAUUUGGAUCUGAAGAAGGAAUUGGAGGAAGAUCCUCCUGGAGGACUCCUCAGCCUUCUGUGCGGGCAAACAGCAGGGUCUGACACGGGCCAUGGCAGAGCGGGUGCUGGUGAUCGGCAGCGGGGGCAGGGAGCACGCCCUGGCCUGGAAGUUGGCCCAGUCCCCCCACGUCAAACACGUGUUUGUGGCUCCAGGAAAUGCAGGCACAGCUGACAGUGGAAAAAUCUCCAAUUCAGCUGUAUUAGUGAGCAAUCACACUAUUGUUACCCAGUUCUGCAAAGAUCAUAACAUUGGGCUUGUGUUAGUUGGCCCAGAAGCUCUUUUGGAAGCGGGGAUUGUGGAUGACCUGAGGGCAGCAGGAGUUCGGUGCUUUGGGCCCUGUGCCAGGGCAGCCCAGCUGGCAUCCAACAGCAGCUCCAGCAGAGCCUUCCUGGAGCGGCACGGGCUGCCCACGGCGCGCUGGAGAGCCUUCAGCAGCCCCCAGGAAGCCUGCAGGUUCAUCACCAGCACAGAUUUCCCUGCACGGGUGCUGAGGGCGCGGGGCCCAGCAGCCAGGAAAGAAGUGACCAUUGCAGCCAGCAAGGAGGAGGCCUGCAGAGCUGUCCAGGACAUUAUGCAGGACAGAAUGUUUGGAGAGAUGGUUGUUAUUGAAGAACUGCUUCAAGGGGAAGAACUUUCUGUAUGCUGCGGCGCCGUUAGCGGCAGGGCGGGAUCCCGCGCUGCCUCCCCAGCCCUGCUCCAGAGCAGCGCCAGCGGGGCUGCGGCCAGCGACAGGAACACCCUGCCCAGCCCAGGCUGCCAGCCCAGCCUCCUCGGCAGGCAGGGCAGCGAGCCUUCCAUCCUGCCGCCCCCGGGGAGAGCGGCGCCCGGGCUGGGACAGCCGCGAACGGCUCGGGCGCCUCAGCCCAGCGCAGGUGCCGGCGCUGCCGCAGCGCUCUCCUUUGGUUCGCAGGUUCCCGAGGCUCUUCUAGAGCACAUCAGGGCUGCAAUCCUCCAGCACAUCGUGGACAGCUUGAGGCAGGAAGGAGCAGCCUAUGUAGGUGUGCUGCAAGCAGGUUUGAUGCUGACCAAAGAGGGGGUGAAGAUCUUAAACUUUAAAUGCCAGUUUGGGGAUCCUCAGUGUCAGGCAAUUCUCCCUCUGCUUAAAAAUGAUUUUUAUGAAGUGAUUCAAGCAGCAAUUGAUGGCAAACUCUGCAGCUGCAUGCCAGCCUGGUCAGAGAACAGAACUGCUGUGUGUGUGGUCAUGGCCAGCCCAGGAUACCCAGGAGACUCUGACAAAGGCAUGGAGGUGACAGGGCUUCUGCAAGCCGAGGCCUUGGGGCUGCAGGUGUUCCACGGGGGCACAGCACUGAAGGAUGGCAGGGUGGUGACAAGUGGUGGCAGAGUCCUGUCCAUCACUGCUGUCAGGCAGGACCUGAUGGAAGCCCUGGGAGAAGCCAACAGGGGUGUGGCCACCAUCCACUUCCAGGGGGCCACCUUCAGGAGGGACAUCGGGCACCGGGGCCUGCGGCUGCUCCAGCAGCCCCUAGCCCAGGUGUGCAAGGACAGACGCGUGGGAGCUGGAACCAGGGAGAUUUGGAGCCACCUGCCACAAACAUCAGCUGUGAGAGGCACCAGGGCAGGAGGUCCCUCAGGAGGAGGAUUUGCUGCUUUCUUUGACCUGAAGGCAUCUGGUUACCACGACCCCAUCCUGGUGUCCCAGACCAAGGGCCUGGGACCCAAACUGCAGGUGGCCCAGCUCUGUAAAAGACACGACACCAUCGGGCAGGACCUGGUGGCCCUGUGUGUCAAUGACCUCCUGGCCCAGGGGGCUGAGCCCCUCUUCUUCCUCACUCACUUGGCCUGUGGCAAACUCGAUGCUGAAGUGAUGGAAACAAUCAAGGAAGGAAUAGCUGAGGCUUGCAGGAGUGCAGGGUGUGCUUUCCUGGGUAUGGACCCUCCCCUCCUUGGAGAUUUGAAGGGUCUGAGGUUGAAUUUAUCACCAGAAAAAUGGAUUUGGGAGGUGGAGGCAGAAUGUGGCCCCGGAAUUGUUGGUUUCUGUUUGGUGGAAAAACCAGUUGAGAUUUUGUGCUUCAAUUUUUCCUUGUCUGUAAGAUGGGUCAGCACAGAAAAAUGGGGUUUAGUAUUUGUGCACUUGGAUCCUUGUUCUUCCUUCCUUAUCCCUGAGCAAAGGAGAACAGAACUGGAAGCCUCACAUUCUUCAAUGUUAAUGUUCCCCUGCCCUCUCCCAUACUCAGGGAUGUGCCACGUGAUCUUCUCCUCCUUCUCCUCCUUGUCCGGGGACGCGCUGCUGGGGCUGCGCUCGGCCGCCAUCCAGGGCCGCGGCUGCGGCGCCGCCCGCGGCAUCCUGCUCCGCUCCUCCCGCCGGGACACCGCGCUGGAUGCUUUGCUGACCCCAGGGGAAUUGUUCAGCCCAGCCCUGCUGCCCAUCCUUCGCUCAGGGCACGUGAAGGGCUUUGCCCCCACGGCCGAGGGGCUCCUGGGGGGCGUCUCCCGGCUCCUGCCCGAGCACCUCGGCGCUGUCCUGGAUGCUCUCAGCUGGAAGAUCCCUGAAAUCUUUUGCUGGCUGUACAAGGAGGGGAACCUCUCUGCACAGGAGAUGGCUCAGACCUUCCCCUGUGGGAUUGGGGCUGUCCUGGUGGUGCAGAAGGAGCUGGCCCAGCACGUUCUCCAGGACAUCCAGAGGCAGCAGGAGGCCUGGCUGAUUGGGAAGGUGGUUGCCCCUUGUGACACAGGUUCUCACAUUGAAGUGGAGAAUCUUGCAGAGGCCCUGCAGCUGAGCAGCCCCCAGCAGCUGCUGGAUGACAGCAGUGCUGAGAUCCAGCCCCAGCCUGGGAAGAGGAAGGUGAAGGUGAUUGAUCACAAAUUGUACGGGAGCCGCUCGGAAUUCGACAGCACCAUCGACAGAGUCCUGCAGGAAUUCUCGGUGGAGCUGAUCUGUCUGUCAGGAUUCAUGAGAGUUCUGUCCAGCUCUUUUCUCCGAAAGUGGAAAGGGAAAAUUUUGAAUGCCUCUCCAUCACUUUUUCCACUCAUCAAGGAUGGAAAUGCCCACCAAGAGUCCCCAGAAAGCGAAUUCAAAGUCACAGGCUGCACUGUGCAUUUUGUCCUGGUGAGUGGUCUCAGAACUGGGAAUUAGGAAAAUUUGGAAGUUAGGAAUUUGCUUCUUUUCUUUUCUUUCUGGGGGCAGAAACAGGCAGAGGUAACAGGGAUGUGCAAGAACCUUGGGAUUGUUACCAGUAAAAACCAGGAAGAUUUGGGGUUGCUCGAAGUCCUAUUUUCCUCCCUUGCAUUUGGGGGUGGGUUUUUCCCAACUCUCCUCCUCCCGGAGCGUGCCAGCCCAAAUCUCCUCCCUGAGGGGC
Ficedula albicollis (Collared flycatcher) is the source of this 4049-nucleotide messenger RNA. RefSeq names its product trifunctional purine biosynthetic protein adenosine-3-like. Gene Ontology annotation, biological process: adenine biosynthetic process; 'de novo' IMP biosynthetic process. The transcript has 19 exons. Gene Ontology annotation, cellular component: cytosol. Lineage: Eukaryota; Metazoa; Chordata; Aves; Passeriformes; Muscicapidae. Bases 782 to 3826 code for a protein of 1014 amino acids. Gene Ontology annotation, molecular function: phosphoribosylformylglycinamidine cyclo-ligase activity; phosphoribosylamine-glycine ligase activity; ATP binding. The record is from RefSeq and is a predicted model, not a curated record.